AAGGUCCAUAUAAAAAGUUCGCUAUCUGACACCCUCACUAUAGAAUUUCGCCACGUUCUCACUCUCAACUGGGCGUAGUUAUUCUCAUCAAGUCCAAUAGCAAGCCUCAGUCAAGGCCCAAAAACAAAUGAAUAAAAUAAUUAUAAACAUUAGAAAAACAUAAUAGAAAUGAAGAAAUAAAAUAUAAAUAAAAAAAGAAGAAGGAAAUUUCUAACGUGGUGGGCUGCAACUUUGACUAAGAAGAAGAGCCAUCCGCCGCUCCUGCCAAACCCAAACCCAAGCAAACCAACCCACCAGCUUUUACUUUUCUUUUUUUUUUUCCCUUUCUUCCCCAAAACUAAACUAAACUCUGUUUUCAUUUCAAGCUCAAAGACAAAGUCCUCCAUUGAUAUCCCUCUUUCUCUCUUUCUCUCUCUCUCUCUCUCUGUCUGUCUUUGUCUUUGUCUGCUCUCCAGCGUAUGCUUUGCCAAACGAAAUCUACAAUUUCAAUCUCACGCCCAAAGCAAAAGCAAAAGCAAUAGCAAAAGCAAAAGCAUCCGAAUUUUCUAGACUUUGGGUCAACGACGUCAAACCCAGAGAUGCUCCAGAUUUUGAUCGGUCAACGCCAGCUGCUUUUCCAAUUAUUAGACUUUGAAUUAGAAUCAGAAUUAGGGAUUCGUUUAUGAAGAGGCUGAGGCUACUGAGCUGAGCUCCUGGAAUUUGUGAGGGAAAUAGACGCAGUGAUGUCCACCACCUCGGGCUCUGCUUCUGUUUGGCUAUUUCUGCUGUUUGGUUUCCUUCAACUCCUUAAGCUCUCUGGCAACGUUGAAGGUGACGCAUUGAAUGCGUUGAAGAGCAAUUUAGUUGAUCCUAACAAUGUUCUCCAAAGUUGGGAUCCCACUCUCGUCAACCCCUGUACAUGGUUUCAUGUCACUUGUAAUAGCGAAAACAGCGUCACGCGAGUUGAUCUUGGCAAUGCCAAUCUCUCUGGUCAAUUGGUGUCACAACUUGGUGUUCUCUCCAACUUGCAGUACUUGGAACUUUAUAGUAAUAACAUAACUGGAAACAUUCCAGCAGAGCUUGGAACUUUGACAAACUUGGUCAGCUUGGAUCUUUACUUGAACGGUUUACGUGGUACCAUUCCCGACACACUUGGCAAGCUAGAAAAACUACGUUUCCUGCGUCUCAACAACAACACCUUGACGGGGGAUAUUCCCAUGGCUUUGACUAAGAUUCAAUCGUUGCAAGUCCUGGAUCUUUCAAGUAACAAUCUGACUGGAGAUAUUCCAGUCAAUGGUUCUUUUUCACUUUUUACUCCUAUCAGUUACAAAAAUAACCCUCUUCUGAAACCUCUUCCAGCCACUCCAUCUCCUCCUGUUUCUCCAACCCCGCCAAGUUCUCCAGGUUUUACCAGUUAUAGUAUUCUUGUGAUAUGGACUCAAAUUUUUUUUUUCAGAGAGCAUGAUGCUGGACACAUGAGAACAAACAAGAACUGCCCCAAGUAUGGUGAAGAUCAGGAAACACACAGCGACACUCCAGAUCUGGAUAAAGCAGAUGGAAAGAUCACUGCUCUGAAUCCAUCUAAUCAGGCUCAGCAGAAAACUACGACAAAGAAGCUGGUACCUAAAAGUGCAACUAAAAUUGCCGUGGUUGAAGCUUCCGAUGUUGACGUUGGUCUGAGUACAAAGGUUCUUCCAUUGAAAUUCAAAUGUGGGUCAACUGAAAAGCUUCCUGAUAAACAGGCUCUUGGAGAGACAGAGAGCUCUGAACGUCCGGUGGCAUCUGAUCCGGAAACUGGGAAGCCCACUUUUAAGGUGAACAAGAUAAUAAUAUCGAACAAGAUGAAACCUGAAAAUGCACCUGUUGAAUCUCAGAAGCCACCUAUUGUGAUACGGCCUCCCACAGAUACAGAUAAGGGCCAUAACGACCAUCUUGUAUAUCCUUAUAUGGCUAAUGGAAGUGUAGCAUCAUGUUUAAGAGAUCGUCCAGAAGCACAGCCUCCACUUGAUUGGGAAAUAAGAAAACGCAUAUCAUUGGGAUCUGCAAGAGGCCUUGCUUAUUUGCAUGAUCAUUGUGAUCCAAAAAUUAUUCACCGUGAUGUCAAAGCUGCAAACAUAUUGUUAGAUGAGGAAUUCGAAGCAGUUGUUGGAGACUUUGGAUUGGCUAAACUCAUGGAUUACAAAGAUACGCAUGUUACCACAGCUGUACGUGGCACAAUUGGUCAUAUAGCACCAGAGUAUCUCUCAACUGGAAAGUCGUCAGAGAAAACUGAUGUUUUUGGAUAUGGAGUAAUGCUUCUUGAACUUAUCACUGGGCAGAGGGCUUUCGAUCUUGCUCGGCUUGCAAAUGAUGAUGAUGUGAUGUUGCUUGAUUGGGUCAAAGGAUUGUUGAAAGAUCGGAGAUUGGAAGCUCUUGUUGAUGCUGAUCUAAAUGGUAACUAUAACGACGGCGAAGUGGAGCAGCUGAUCCAAGUAGCUCUACUCUGCACGCAAGGCUCCCCAGGGGAAAGGCCCAAGAUGUCAGAGGUUGUCAGAAUGCUUGAAGGGGAUGGUUUGGCGGAAAGAUGGGAGGAGUGGCAGAAAGAGGAGAUGUUCCGCCAAGACUUCCCUAUUCAACAUCCAAGUACGAAUUGGAUCAUGGACUCUAGUUCUCAAAUUCCACCCGAUGAGUUGUCCGGUCCCAGGUGAUACGCUUCUUCAUUCCGUCCUCUGUAUACAUGUAAGAAGCCUUCAGGAAUUGACAAGGCCCAUUUUGUAUUUCAGCAAUACCACAUUUGUGUAUAUGUCUGUCUUUUCUCCUCUUAUUUGCUUUUGUUUUCCAUUUUAUUCUUCUCUAAUGUCUUGUUUAUAUCACACAAUGGAGCUGGUGCUGCUGUAAUUUUUAUAGGGUUGUUAACUGGCAUUAUGAAAUUAUGGUGCUAGCAACACGGCAGGAACUAGGAAGGGCCAUAAAAGCACCCAUUCCUUAUAAUUUUUAUGUACCCGGAAAUUAGUCAAGAUUGUCGAAUAAAUAAAUCUUUAUUUCCUGCAUCGCAGAAAGAUUUUGUAUUAAAAUUAAGGUGUUCCAUUACCAU
Prunus persica (peach) is the source of this 3052-nucleotide messenger RNA. RefSeq names its product BRASSINOSTEROID INSENSITIVE 1-associated receptor kinase 1. NCBI's taxonomy places the organism in Eukaryota, Viridiplantae, Streptophyta, Magnoliopsida, Rosales, Rosaceae. The transcript is spliced from 11 exons. Gene Ontology annotation, biological process: protein phosphorylation. The record is from RefSeq and is a predicted model, not a curated record. Bases 723 to 2666 code for a protein of 647 amino acids. Gene Ontology annotation, molecular function: ATP binding; protein kinase activity; protein binding.